AUUCCUCUUCCUCUCAUGUAGUUGUGCUGUGCGAUGUGCAACAUUGCUUUUGCUCUCCUGCUCAGCACAACCUGCAGGGGGACGGGAAUGUUCAGAAAACUCCUCCAGCCAUUUCUUCCACCGCCAUUUCCCAGCUUCCGUACUACAGUUGCUCUUGCAAGAUAUUCCACUUGAUUUUUUCUCGAGGCACGCAUCCUGUCGACAGCUUAGACGAAUCGCUUCUCUCUAAGCGCUGUAGUGCUGAGUAGAGCCGAGAGACCUCCCGUUGGUGUGCAAGCAUCGUUCAGCGGGUGGUUCCAGAUGUCCGCUCUCUGCCAUCGAGAGGUGACGGAAGUAGGCUAAGCGUGUCUGAACGCGUCAGACACAGCAGACGGAGGUCAGUCGAGAUAGCAGACGGAGGUCAGUCGAGACAGCAGACGGAGGUCAAUCGAAAUAGCAGACGGAAGACAGACGACUUAGCGCGGAACGGAGGACAGUUGUAACGCCGUUGCAAGUCUGCUUAGUGGUCGAAACAGCAGCAUUGUCAUCCGUAGCAUCAGCUAGCUUGGCGGAGGCGAAUCUGAACCGUCAAAUCGGUCCUGCGUCCUCCGUGAAUGGUCCAGAUGUGCUCGCACGAAGGCACCAGCGGCAGCAGCGGAGCCAACAGCUCCACCGUUAACGUAUUCGUUACUGGCCAGCCAGGCAUCGGAAAAACAUCGCUGGUCUUAAAGGUUGCGAAGCGCUUACCGCAGCACCUUGUAGCGGGGUUCUACACGGUUGAGGCGAAGGCGGAAGGCACGGGGGAGCGCCUCGGGCUGGAUGUCAUCACCUUCGCGGGCGAGCGCGCGCCUCUGUGCAGACUACGGCGAGGCUGCGGACCCAAGAUCGGCAAGUACUACGUGGCUAUAGACGAGUUUGAGCGAGUCGUAUUGCCGCACCUCAUGCCGUCCGACAACACGCGACUGCAUAUAGUGGACGAGAUCGGUCGCAUGGAGCUGUGCAGUGACAAGUUCAGAGACGCUGUGCUGAACCUGCUAGCCUCGCCUGUUGCUGUGUUUGGCGCGCUGCCUGCUCCUCGUUAUGGUCACACUCUUGAGCUAGUAGAGGAGAUCAAGCAGCGUGCAGACACAGCCGUGCUCACACUCACCAAGGCCAACAGGGACGCAACGGCAGUGCAGAUAGAGGAGCUUCUGACUCGGUUGAUCAAAGAGGGGGAGCGAGGGGCGGGGGAAGGGCUGGGAGGGGAGGGGGAGGAUGCGGGAGGGGAGGAGGGUGCAGGGAAUGAGGGCGAAGGGGAGAGCAACAUUGGGGCUGGUGGGAGUAAUUUGGGGUAUGGCGGGGUGAGAGGAGCGGGCCCAGAUGGGGUAAAUGCACUGUCAGCUGCGGGAGCUUCGGCAUCGGCAGGUUUGGGGACCGGAGCACCAGGCUCGGGGCUGGCCAAUGGAGGUUCAGGCUUGGGAAUUAACCAUGUGUUGGCAGCAGUGCAAGCGCAUGCAGCUAAUGCGGACCUUUUUGAUGGGGCGCAUACAGUGCACGGGUAGAGGGAUGAUGAGAUGAGCGCAGAUACGGGGAGGCUCGGAGUAUCUCGAGCCGACUCGUAAUACGCCUGCUGUGCAAGCGCAUGCGGUGAAUGCAGACCCUUUUGACGGAGCACAUACAGUGCACGGGUAGACUGUACCGGGCAGAGCUGAUGAGGGGAGCGCUGGUGACUUGAUCAUGCAUUGGAGUCUAUUUUUUAGGCGCUGGUAAAAAAAAAAAAGACUCCUCACGGGUUGACUGUACCGGGCAGAGCUGAUGAGGGGAGCGCUGGUGACUUGAUCAUGCGUUGGCGGCAGUGCAAGCACAUGCAGCGGAUGCGGACCUUUUUUAUGGAGCACGUGCAGUGGACUGGUAGACUAUACCAGGUGGGGGUGAUGAAGGGAAUGGUGGUGAGUUAAUCACGCGUUGGCAACACCAGUGCACGCGCAUACUUCAAUAAUAGGAUGUAUGGUUAGGCUGGAGAGGUUACAGGGGUAACGCCAGAGGGACGAGGUGCUUUCAUAUGGCGUUCAGGUACCUUUUUUUAUUUGUGGGGGUGGGUAUUUUUGGACCAGGCUGAAUAGUGUAGGCACAAUUACCGUGCCUAAAUGCUUUGUCAGAACUUGCGAUAGGAUGGCUGAAUACAGCCACAAUAUGCUU
Molecule: messenger RNA, 2157 nt
Organism: Closterium sp. NIES-67
Lineage: Eukaryota; Viridiplantae; Streptophyta; Zygnematophyceae; Desmidiales; Closteriaceae
Source: the annotation of a GenBank genome assembly